Messenger RNA from Purpureocillium lilacinum, 1611 nucleotides. RefSeq lists its product as uncharacterized. The record is from RefSeq and is a predicted model, not a curated record. NCBI's taxonomy places the organism in Eukaryota, Fungi, Ascomycota, Sordariomycetes, Hypocreales, Ophiocordycipitaceae.
AUGGCUGCUCAAAGCUGGGAAGACCAGGCCCAGGUCUGCCGAGACAUCCUUGCCCAAUCGAUUCCCAGACAAUGGCUGCUUCCCGCGGAUAAGCUCCCGUCCGCCGAGCGAACAAACUUUCUCGAGAUCCCGAGAGAGUCGGGAAUAUUGACUGAGACUGAGCUUCAGAUUACGGAGACCGAUGCAACGGGCCUUGUGGAGAGCAUGGCCGGUAGAACAUGGACGGCCGAAGAAGUGGUCAUCGCUUUUCUGAAGCGUGCCACAAUCGGGCAUCAGUUGCUCAAUUUUGCGACAGAGUUCAUGGUCGAAGAUGCUCUCUCUCAGGCCCGUGAUCUUGACGCCCACUUUCGCCGUACCAGAAAGGUCGUUGGGCCAUUGCACGGCGUUCCAAUUUCUGUAAAAGAAAUGGUGUCCUUCAAGGAUCGCGUCACAAAUACUGGCUACGUCUCUUGGUCUUCUAAUGUUGCGUCUGAAGAUGCCUUGAUUGUGAGGACUUUGCGCAAGGCAGGUGCGGUGUUUCAUGUCCGCACAAACCUGCCACAAACAUGCAUGCACCUGGACUGCAACAAUAAUAUUACGGGGCGGACGCACAACCCUCACAACAUCCGUCUCUCCCCCGGCGGCUCAUCCGGUGGAGAAUCUGCAUCCAUCGGCUUCCGCUGUGCAGCAAUCGGCAUCGGGAGUGACAUUGGCGGCUCGAUCCGCCUUCCUGCCGCUUUCUGCGGCAGCUAUGGUAUUCGGCCUACUACCCUUCGAACUCCAUGGAACGGUGUCGGGUUGGCAGGAGAAGGCCAGGAGGGCAUUCGUUGCACCCUAGGUCCACUCACAAACUCACUGCGUGAUUUGGACCUUUUCAUGAGAGCAGUCACAGAUGGGAAGCCGUGGGAUGAAGAGACAUCCCUCGUGCCAAUUCCGUGGAAGCAGCUGACGCCGUCGCCUGAGUUCACUGUUGGCGUCCUGUGGGAUGACAUGGUGGUUCACCCACAUCCACCGGUUCAGCGAGCGAUGAGAGAAGCUGUGGCAAAGAUGACGUCGGCCGGAAUCGCCAUGAAAGACUGGCAGCCAUACAAACAUGCCCACGGCAUGCGCAUCAUUAACGACCUGUUUUAUCCCGACGGCGCAGCUGCUCAGCUGGCUGCUCUGGAAGCUUCAGGCGAACCAUGGCUUCCACUCACCAAGGAAGCAUUCACUCGUGCUCGCAAGAUGACCGCCGCCGAGACGUGGACGGUUAAUCUGGAGCGUGAGGCCUACAGAACGGAGUAUCGGAUGCUCAUGAAGGAGCAGGGCGUUGACUUCAUCCUCUGUCCAGCCUACCUCGGCGUUGCUGCUGAGCCCAACGAGGCCCGCUACUCUGCCUACACGGCUAUAUGGAACAUUCUGGAUAUGCCUGGCGUUGUUUUCCCUACCGGGCUUAAGGUUGAUCCGGAUCUGGACGGCAUAGAGACCGACUACAAGCCACGGAGUGCUCAGGACGAGUUCGAGUACAGGGCAUAUGCUCCGGAGAAGUUUGUCGAUGCUCCGAUCGGCCUACAGCUGGUUGGUAACCGCUUUUGUGACGAGGAAACUGUCGCUGCAUCCAAAAUUCUUGAGACAAUUAUUCGAUCAUCGUGA